AAUCAGAAUAAUUAUGUUUUGCUUUCAAAUACAGACAGUAAAGACGACGUUUUUACAUGGAUUUAGUUAGUUCAGCUUGUUUCAUAAGUCGUCGUCAGUUUUCCAUCGACAUUAAAACCAGAAGUCUACAAACUUCUUUUACCGCCAUCUAGCUACGAAUGUGCUCUUAUGAAUAUUUCUUCUAGUUUUUCUGAUUCACUUAUCAUGGCAACCAAUCGCGGCAAUUAUGUUAUUUACCCGGGCAAAACAAACUAAAUACACGUCCAGCUAGCUAACCAAUUUGGCUAGCACUUCUACUCAAAUUUAAGGUCCGCAAUGAUGUCAACCGGUGAUUUGAAAGGAUGUCUUCGGAAGCUGGAUGCUCAACUACGGGCAUUGAAGUACCCAAGAGAGGUCGACUAUAAUGGCUUGGCCAAAGGGGAUCCUUCUGCCUUUCUCCCCAUAGUGAGUUAUGCAUUCAUCUCCUAUUCACCACACCUUGCUGAACACCUGGUGCGCUUCGGAGUGGAACUCACUGGGAAGAACGACCUACGUUUUAUCGAAUGCAUCUACAAGGUACUGCGGGAUCUCUUCCACUACAAACCUGUCCUGACCAAGCAGCAGUUCCUCCAGUUUGGCUUUGCAGAAAGAAAGACCUGCAUCCUCUGUGAUGUCAUCGCCUUCGCCCUGCAGAAACACAAAGAGCUCAGCAAAGGCAAUAAGCCAAAGCCGAGAGCUCGUUUUCAGGCCUCGAGUUCAGACUCCAAAAGUGAGGCUCUCCCAUUUCAGGCUGAAACAAUGAACCCCAUGGCCACCACAUUGUCCCUAAGCAGGCCACUAGUGGAGAGACACAUUGGUGGUGACUCCUGGCGCUCCUCUAGUAGAACCUCAGAUAUUGAAGAGUCUGAGGAAGAGGAGGAGGGGCUGGGACUGGAGGAGGUCCAGAACCAAGCACCUACAGUCCCUCAAACAGACCUGGUGGUGGAGGGGAGGCUGGCAGUGCUGGAGGCCCAGCUGUUGCAGGUCCAGACCCGGCUGGGGGGGCUCUCGGCCCUGGAGCAGAGGCUGGAGCUUCUAGAGAAGGCCUCGGCCGGGAGGAUCACUAUAGACAAGCACCAGUGGGAGAACCUGGAGAGCAGAGUGCUACUGCUGGAGACCAGACUGACCUUCUCCACAGCCACAGCCCAGGAGUCGUCGUCACUUAUCAAUGGAGGUUGGAGUCAUCACGUGGUGGAUAAUGCAACAGAAGUCACGGAGUCAAGACCCAGUCCUCCAGAGAGCCUCCUACACAACUCUGGCUGUGAGCGUCCUCAGUCCUCCACCCCUUCCGCAAGCUAUCCCAUCACCCCCUGUGUGACAACGGCACCCCCAGAGGAGAAUAUGAAAGAGAGAUUGGAAAGGAUAGCCAACAUGAUGAAAGACACUUCCAGCCUUUUAAGAAGUAUAGAACCCUCAAUGUAAAUUCAGACUUAAUAUGUAUUUUUGUUAUUGAUCUCUGGAUUAGUAUGCGAGUGAUGAAUAAAAUAAUCAUGGAAAAAUA
This is a messenger RNA of Oncorhynchus nerka (sockeye salmon), 1519 nucleotides long. Its product is annotated as centrosomal protein of 44 kDa-like. The record is from RefSeq and is a predicted model, not a curated record. The transcript has 11 exons. Gene Ontology annotation, cellular component: centrosome; spindle pole. Bases 316 to 1440 code for a protein of 374 amino acids. Lineage: Eukaryota; Metazoa; Chordata; Actinopteri; Salmoniformes; Salmonidae.